Molecule: messenger RNA, 1177 nt
Organism: Cucurbita pepo subsp. pepo (vegetable marrow)
Lineage: Eukaryota; Viridiplantae; Streptophyta; Magnoliopsida; Cucurbitales; Cucurbitaceae
Biological process (GO): ubiquitin-dependent protein catabolic process
Cellular component (GO): endoplasmic reticulum
Molecular function (GO): ubiquitin protein ligase activity; metal ion binding
Source: RefSeq, a predicted model, not a curated record
CUUUGAUUGUAAUAUAUGUCUCGACUUGGCUAGGGACCCUGUUGUAACUUGUUGUGGUCACCUAUACUGCUGGCCGUGCCUUUAUCGAUGGCUACAUCUACAUUCAGAUGCCAAGGAAUGCCCUGUAUGUAAAGGAGAGGUUACCAUGAAGACUGUGACGCCAAUUUAUGGUCGUGGCAGCAACACGCCUAUGACAGAGGAGGAUGCUGCACUUAAGAUCCCUCUAAGGCCUCAUGCUCGGAAGGUUGAAAGUUUGAGACAAACCAUUCAGAGGACUGCACUUAAUUUCCCUAUGGAUGAGAUGAUUCGUCGAUUGGGGAAUAGAUUUGAUUUCAAUCGUGAUCUAGACCAACCGCCGGAGCCAGACGGUUCACAUGAAACAUUUGGUCGAUCUCCAACCUUGUUGAAUAGGAUUUUAACAUCCAGGGGAAUUCGUAGAGAACAAAUUUCACUGCACCCCCAUGAUGAUGUAGGAGUUUUAGAACUCCCUCAUGUGUCUGGCACCGAGGCAGGGGAUACCCGUCUUCAAUCUCUCCCAGUGCUUCGAUCAUUACUACACAGGACAAGAGUUUCUUCUCUGACCUCUGCGUUUAAUACUGCUGAUAGGCUUCCAGAGGGCUUUUUGUAUACCGAUCCGCUCGUUCCUAGACACCAGGAGCAGCCUCCUCCGCCUGUGGAGGAUAGAGAUUCUUUCUCUAGCAUUGCUGCUGUUAUAAAUUCAGAGAGUCAAAUGGACACCGCUGUAGAAAUUGAUUCCAUGGUCUCCCAUUCAACAUCAUCAUCCAGAAGAAGAAAUGAUUCUUUGCAGGUGUCCGAUGUAGACAGUGGAAACUCUCGGGCGCCCAGACGAAGAAGAUUGGCAUGAAAGGAGGACCUCUAUCUGAAUCCCAAGAUUGGGAAAUGAAUCAUGACUAAUAUUUCCACACCUAUGUAAGUUCUACUUGCAUUUAUUUACUUUUUCACUAAGAAAAAAGCAUUGCCUCUUGCUUCGACAACGGACUAUUACAUGGUCGAUAUUCAAUUUUCUUCGUUUUACUGCUCUUAUUGUACGUGAAUUGAAAUGUAGGCAUACUUCUUGAACAUAUGGGAAGCAAAUAAUUAGUAAAUCAAGUAGAGAGUACUUUCCUUUAUCUCCUCCAUAUGUAUCCUUUCAUGCAUCAAAACCCAAGUUCAACAU